AUGAAGCCAUGGACCAGCCAGGAUCCAUUCUGGCAGAGACUUGAAGGGUCAAACCAGUAUCCAAACCAUCCGGGAGCACAAUCUCUCGUUGAGAAAUACCUCAAAAGCGUGGACGAGCUGGCACAGAGCUUUGUGCAUCUGGUCGCGCAAUGCCUGUCCCUUCCUGCCGACACCUUUGACGAGUUCAAAGGUAAAAUGAGUCGACUGAAAUUUGUGAAGUAUCCGCAAUCCGCGCCCGAAUCCCAAGGGGUUGGCCCGCACAAGGAUUCCGCUGGCCUGUUCACUUUUCUCUCACAGGACGACUCCGGUGGGCUACAGGUCCUGAACAAGAACGGCGAAUGGAUCGACGUCCCUCCAGUUGACGGUAGCCUGGUGAUCAACAUCCAACAGGGAUUUGAGGCUAUUACAGGAGGUAUCUGCGCAGCCACAACGCAUCGUGUGAUCGCGCCCACUUCCAGGACUCGAUACAGCAUUCCCUAUUUCCUUGGGGUCAGGUUAGACCUGACUCUGGAAAAAUUGAAGGAGUCAGCCGCUCAUAUUGUGGGCCGCAUUCCUACCUCGGACGACCGCAAGAAACGUGCAGUUGAUGUCCCAAGUGAAUUCUUGUCUCCUCUCUAUUCCUGUUUUGGGGAGGCGCAUCUGAGAAAUCGCAUCUUGAGCCACCCCGAUGUGGGACAGCGGUGGUAUCCAGAGCUGUAUUCGAAAUAUUCUCAACAGAAUUUUAAGUAG
Penicillium cinerascens is the source of this 729-nucleotide messenger RNA. Its product is annotated as Oxoglutarate/iron-dependent dioxygenase. Gene Ontology annotation, molecular function: dioxygenase activity. NCBI's taxonomy places the organism in Eukaryota, Fungi, Ascomycota, Eurotiomycetes, Eurotiales, Aspergillaceae. The transcript is spliced from 4 exons. Bases 1 to 729 code for a protein of 242 amino acids. The record is from RefSeq and is a predicted model, not a curated record.